Molecule: messenger RNA, 2926 nt
Organism: Tachysurus fulvidraco (yellow catfish)
Lineage: Eukaryota; Metazoa; Chordata; Actinopteri; Siluriformes; Bagridae
Gene: rbpja
Product: recombination signal binding protein for immunoglobulin kappa J region a
Exons: 11
Coding region: 160-1686 (508 amino acids)
Biological process (GO): Notch signaling pathway; regulation of transcription by RNA polymerase II
Cellular component (GO): nucleus; MAML1-RBP-Jkappa- ICN1 complex
Molecular function (GO): RNA polymerase II cis-regulatory region sequence-specific DNA binding; DNA-binding transcription activator activity, RNA polymerase II-specific
Source: RefSeq, a predicted model, not a curated record
GAUGAGAUUAACAACAAGACGGAGAAGUAAAAGUUAUCAGUCAGCGCUCAGGUUUAGUCUCAGAGCUCAGUUUACUUGUGUUCUGUCUGGACUCCAGCAUGUAGUCCGUUGUUAUUUACACACUUUAGGCCUCGUGCCUUGUUGUAGCUCUGUUCUUUUAUGCACUUAGCUCAGCUAGCCGUCAUGCUAACCAGGAAAUUCGGGGAGCUUCCUCAGCCAAAGCGCCUUACAAGAGAGGCAAUGCGUAAUUACUUGAAGGAGAGAGGAGAUCAGACGGUGCUGAUAUUACACGCAAAAGUUGCACAGAAAUCGUAUGGCAAUGAAAAGAGGUUCUUCUGCCCGCCUCCGUGUGUGUACCUGAUGGGCUGCGGCUGGAAGAAGAAGAAGGAGCAGAUGGAGAGAGAGGGCUGCUCGGAGCAGGAGGCACAACCCUGCGCAUUUAUUGGCAUCGGGAACAGUGAGCAGGAAAUGCAGCAGCUCAACCUGGAGGGCAAGAACUUCUGCACAGCCAAAACGUUGUACAUAUCUGACUCAGACAAGAGGAAGCACUUCAUGCUGACGGUGAAGAUGUUCUACGGGAACAGUGCAGAAAUCGGCGUCUUCCUUAGCAAACGCAUUAAAGUAAUCUCCAAACCUUCCAAGAAGAAACAGUCUUUGAAGAACGCAGAUUUGUGUAUAGCGUCAGGCACUAAAGUGGCUCUGUUUAAUCGGUUACGCUCUCAGACAGUCAGCACCAGAUAUCUCCAUGUAGAGGGAGGAAACUUCCAUGCCAGCUCUCAGCAGUGGGGGGCCUUUUACAUCCACCUGUUGGAUGAUGACGAGUCUGAGGGGGAGGAGUUUACAGUGAGAGACGGAUACAUCCACUAUGGUCAGACCGUUAAACUAGUGUGUUCAGUCACAGGCAUGGCUUUACCGAGGCUGAUAAUCCGUAAGGUGGAUAAGCAGACAGCACUGAUGGAUGCAGAUGAUCCUGUGUCGCAGCUUCACAAGUGUGCAUUUUACCUGAAGGACACGGAGCGCAUGUACCUGUGUCUCUCUCAGGAACGUAUCAUCCAGUUCCAGGCGACACCGUGUCCCAAAGAAACAAACAAAGAGAUGAUUAAUGACGGCGCAUCAUGGACUAUCAUCAGCACAGAUAAAGCCGAGUACACAUUCUACGAGGGCAUGGGCCCUGUCACACACCCUGUCACACCUGUACCAGUGGUUGAGAGUUUACAGCUGAACGGAGGGGGUGAUGUGGCCAUGUUGGAGCUGACUGGUCAGAACUUUACUCCAAACCUCAGAGUGUGGUUUGGUGAUGUGGAGGCAGACACUAUGUACAGGUGCGGUGAGAGUGUUCUCUGCGUGGUUCCUGAUAUCUCUGCAUUCCGUGAGGGAUGGCGUUGGGUUCGGCAGCCCGUCCAGGUUCCCGUCACUCUGGUGCGCAGCGACGGCAUCAUCUACUCUACAGCACUCACAUUCACUUACACACCUGAGCCAGGGCCACGCCCACACUGCAGUGCAGCGGGUGCCAUCCUGCGCUCGGGCUCUGCCUCCUCGCCAUCCUCAUCCUCUUCAUCCUCCUCUUUGUCUUCAUCUUCAUCGAGCCAUAUUCUGCAGUCGAGGCUCGACAGUCAGGCUGGAUUCCCGACAUCUGGCGGCGUUUCUUCCUCGUCCUCUUCCUCCUCUGCCAUGUCCGUGUCCUAAUGUGUGGCGAUGAAAGGCAAAUUUAAUUCCCCACCUUUCGGAUUCUCCAGUAAAGGACAACUAUGUUGCUGAAUGGAUGAAACUCUGAGAGAAAAAUCAAACUCAAGACCAGCUCUUUUCUUUAUUUUUUUUUUCUUUCACGGAAAUAAAACGAAACUAAUCACGGCUUUUGCCAAACCGUAAAAACACGGGAAGAAAAAUCUUCAGAAGGGCUUCGACGCUCCAACAUGGAAGAAAAAAGUUAUCACAUAGUAAUAUAGUUUUCAAGGACCAAGGAAUAUUAUUAUUAUUUUUUAUUGAUGUAUAAUUUUAUAAGCUUUAGCUAAGGUACAUUUUUCACCUUUUUUUUUUCUUUUUUGAUUUUAUAACAUUUAGUAACCUUUUGUUACCAAAUAGUUUUGUAUAUUUCUCAUGAGCGUUUGUGCUCAGAAGUUUUAAAAAAAAAAAAAAGGAAGAGUUUGUACGGUUUUACUCGCCCGAGCUCUCUGUCAUAGCUGCCUUUAAUCCUUGUUGAUGACUGCCUUAAAUUUUCUGGACUCGUGCCGGCGUUUUUACUUCUUUAUUUUGUAAUACUGUUUUUACAUCAUGAAUAUUUGCCCUGUUUUUUUUUUUCUUUUUCUAAACUGAAGUGUAAUAUUGUGUGAGAUAUUUGGGAGAAGGUGGUUUUGUUUGUUUGUUUGUUUUUUAACCACACGAAAGCUUUAACUGACUCAUCCUGUCGCCGAGUGAUAGUCUGACCGAUCACAAACUGCCCCAGAUGUUUCUGCCCUUUCUUACUGCCAAAAAAAUCUUCACCUUCCCCACGUACCAGCUUGGGUAAUGCACUUAGAGCUCAAGAGCAUGAAGCAGAGCUCAUCACUUCAGAGGCUUUUGUUAGAUCCUGAUCAUCACUGUGAUGUUUUUAAACCCUCCACUGAUUCUUGGUGUUCAGAGCUCGUGUCACGCAGCCUGGAGACUUUACCCUGAUACGAUAAACACCACAUGGGAUGAAAGUUUGCUUCCAGUAAGUCGAGACAGACUCAGUGCUUUUACUCUUUCAGACCUGGUUCAUGAGCAUGUGGUCUCCUGCCCACACUCAAUCUAACAGUCAUGCAGCAGACUAAUGAUCAUCUCGAGUCCAGACCUCGGUCUGCGUUAUGGAUUAGCUAAAUUCAGACAGAAAUGUUUUUAAAACUCAGAAACACAAGACAGGUGACAUCCAGAACUUUGUAAUGUAAAACUGGAACUAGACUUAGAGCAG